CCAAGUCUUGACCAAUCUCCCUCCUCGUGCCAUGGCUCCGCGCGGCUGGGAGGAGGGGACAGCCGCCACCACAGACAGCCAGACCCGGCCACAAGCCACAGUUGCUGUUCGACCGUAGUGGUGAAAGGAAGGGUACGCGCCACUCGCAUCUUGCCCGCAACUGAACGGCCUUCACAUUCCUCACUAAAGAUGGGCAGCUGCCUCGAGUCGCAGUCCAAGGAGCAGACACAACCAGAGUCUGACAGGACAGGCGGAGGGAAGAGCAUGGAGAUCAAGGGAAGCGUCAUUAUCAUCACGGGCGCCGCAAGAGGGCUAGGAAAAGCGUUCGCUGAGGCCUUGUUGGAUCGCGGCGCAAAGAUCUGUGUGGCUGACAUAGACAUUGAGCAGGGGCAGUCUACUGUGGCAGAGCUGCAGGCCAAGCAUGGUGAAGGCAGUGUCAUUUUUGUCUCCUGCAAUGUAACAAGUGAUGAUGACUUUAAAGCGGUCUGGGAUGCUACAGUGGAGAAGUUGGGACCAGUGAACGUGCUCAUCAAUAAUGCUGGCAUUGGCAACGAGCAAGAAUGGGAUAAAACAGUUGCAGUAAAUCUUGGAGGCUGCAUGAGGGGGACACUGCUGGCUCUGGACCGCAUGGGCACCAACAAGGGAGGCUCAGGAGGAGUGGUGGUCAACAUUUCCAGCAUUGUGGGUGUCAAGGCAAAUCCGUUUGGCCCUGUUUACUCAGCCACCAAGCAUGCCAUUAUUGGGCUUGUACGGAGUUUAGGGCAUGAUUUCCACUUCAAGAUCAGUGGAGUGAAAGUUCAGGCUUUGUGCCCAAGCUUAGUGAAGACAGAACUGCUGGCAAAUUCCAUGAAGAAAGCCUUCUCUCCUGAAGUAGUACAAGCCCUAUCAAAGUUUUCAUCUGGCCUCAAGGAUCUGACUUCAGAGACUGUGGCCAACAGCUUGGUGAAGCUGCUAGAGGAGGGACGCAAUGGAGCUUGUCUAGUUGUGGAAGCAGAAAAAGACCCCUACUAUGUGGAAGCUCCCAUCUCUUCCUAGACCCCUACCUCCACAAUGCAUGGAAACAGCCAGGGGAAGGGACAGACAUAUAGUUGGAGGCUGUUCAUAGCUGACAACAAAUCUCUGCUCUCUCUAAAACUGCACAGAUGGUCCUGCCCCAUUCUUCCCUUUGCUCUGAAACAUGGGUGAUAUGGGAAGCCUCCUCAUCUAAGUCCUGACAACACCCCUGGCGGCCAUACAGUGUUUGGAACAAACAUGGAAAAAAAAAAACAUCAACACUCAGGCAUAAUAAGCUAUCUAUAAUGUCUACAACACAAGAUCUGAUGAGGCCUACAUAGGCAUGUAAGGUGCUAACAGAUAGAUGUGUCAUUACUUGAUGAUGUUCAUAGUUGAAAUUUUCCACCAUUAAGUUACCUUGGCAGCUCUUUGUCAUUAUAGGAUUUUUUUAUGUUAGUUACAUUAUAUAUUUUUAUACGUACUGCAUGAGCUCUAAUGUAUAGAUAUAAGUUGUUGUCCUGCCCAUGUAAGUGGCAGCUGCAUUAAAUGUGACAUCAUAUAAUCUACAGUUAAACAAAGACUCCUGAAUAAUCUAUCAGGCUUGCAUUAAAAAUCCAGGUUCCCAAUGUUCGUUUUACAGCGUGGAGAAAUUUUUAGUCAAACAAGGAAUCCUUCACUUCUAAUGUGAAAUACAUUACUGUAUUUCAUUUUUUAUUUUUGUUAAUAUGAAAGAAAUACUUGACUGGUAUAUCAUCUCAUGCAAAGUCAAUGUAACAUUGCUCAGUAUAAAACAAUACACUUAUUUAUAUAACA
This is a messenger RNA of Scylla paramamosain (green mud crab), 1806 nucleotides long. Its product is annotated as 15-hydroxyprostaglandin dehydrogenase [NAD(+)]-like. The coding region runs from base 190 to 1035 and encodes 281 amino acids. NCBI's taxonomy places the organism in Eukaryota, Metazoa, Arthropoda, Malacostraca, Decapoda, Portunidae. Gene Ontology annotation, cellular component: cytoplasm. Gene Ontology annotation, molecular function: oxidoreductase activity, acting on the CH-OH group of donors, NAD or NADP as acceptor. The record is from RefSeq and is a predicted model, not a curated record. The transcript has 8 exons.